AUGAAAAGUUCGACUUGCUUAAGGGAGGUCCAACAGCUGAAUGGCCGACUUGCAGCUCUCUCCAGGUUCUUAGCAGGAUCAGCAUUGAGAUCCCUACCACUUUUCUCUCUACUAAAAAAAGGAUGCCAGUUCGAAUGGACUCCUGAAUGUGAAGAAGCCUUCCAGGAGUUCAAAACAUUUUUAAGCCAACCUCCAAUUCUGACCUGGCCUAAAACUAGGAAAGAACUCGUCCUGUAUUUGUUUGUAGCUGACAAAGCUGUAGCAUCAGCGGUAAUAUGGGAAGAUGAGGUCAGACAGCAUCCAGUUUAUUUUACCAACAAAGUUCUACAAGGCCCCGAGUUAGGGUACCAAAAACUUGAGAAGUUUGCGUAUGCUUUAAUAGUGGCGUCUCGAAGGCUACGGCCUUAUUUUCAAACUCGCACAAUAAAAGUUCGAACGAACUGGCCCAUGAAGCAAAUUCUUCAAAAAACAGACAUUAUGGGCAGAAUGGUUCAAUGGGCUAUAGAACUAUCUGAGUUUGACUUAACGUAUGAAACUCGGAUGGCGAUUAAAGCCCAGUGCCUGACCGAUUUCAUUGCCGAAUAUGCAGGAGAUCAAGAGGAGGCCUCCACAACAUGGGAAUUGUAUGUGUAUGGCUCUUCCAACAAAAUCGGAAGCAGUGCAGGCAUAAUACUUGUCAACCGAGAGGGAAAUCAAAUAGAAGUCUUCUUGAAAUUUGAAAUCCCGGCCUCCAAUAACCAGGCAGAAUAUGAAGCCUUGAUUGCCAUGUUGAAAUUAGCAGAAAAAGUCGGUGCAACCAAAGUAGUGCUCUUCAGCGACUCUCAAGUAGUGACCUCUCAAAUCAAUGGGGAGUAUCAGGCCAAAGACCCAAAUAUGAAAAGGUACUUAGACAAAACUUUGGAGUACCUUAGGCGAUUCUUGGAAACCGAGGUCAAACAUAUAACUCGUGAUCUAAACAGCAGAGCAAACACCCUCUCCAAGUUAGCAAGUACUAAGCCAGGAGGGAAUAAUAGAAGCCUGAUCCAGGAAACUCUCCAAGAACCCUCUGUCACAAAAAUAGAGGCUAAACAAGAUGUCCUGGAGGUAUCCGGAUUGGAACUCGAGUGGAUGACCCCUUUUAUCAAAUAUAUAAAAUUUGACAUCAUACCUAAAGAGGAAAAAGAGGCUAAGAAAAUCCGGAAGGAGGUACAAAACUACACUUUGGUGAAAAAUAUCCUUUAUAAAAGAGGAAUAUCCACACCAUUGUUGAAGUGCGUCUCGACCUCAAAGACAAUGGAGGUCUUAGAGGAGGUGCACAAUGGUAUCUGUGGAAACCAUCUCGGAGUAAGGUCUUUGGCUAGGAAAGUCAUCCGAGCCGGGUUCUAUUGGCCGACCUUGCAGAAGGAUGCCACCGAGUUCAUAAAGAAGUGUUAA
This is a messenger RNA of Arachis duranensis, 1413 nucleotides long. RefSeq lists its product as uncharacterized. The record is from RefSeq and is a predicted model, not a curated record. NCBI's taxonomy places the organism in Eukaryota, Viridiplantae, Streptophyta, Magnoliopsida, Fabales, Fabaceae. Gene Ontology annotation, molecular function: RNA-DNA hybrid ribonuclease activity; nucleic acid binding. The transcript has a single exon. The coding region runs from base 1 to 1413 and encodes 470 amino acids.